This is a messenger RNA of Rana temporaria (common frog), 1527 nucleotides long. RefSeq names its product zinc finger HIT-type containing 3 (gene ZNHIT3). Bases 18 to 524 code for a protein of 168 amino acids. The transcript has 5 exons. The record is from RefSeq and is a predicted model, not a curated record. Gene Ontology annotation, biological process: snoRNA localization; maturation of LSU-rRNA from tricistronic rRNA transcript (SSU-rRNA, 5.8S rRNA, LSU-rRNA); box C/D snoRNP assembly. Gene Ontology annotation, molecular function: protein binding. Lineage: Eukaryota; Metazoa; Chordata; Amphibia; Anura; Ranidae. Gene Ontology annotation, cellular component: nucleus; pre-snoRNP complex.
CAUCACAGUUCCUGUGGAUGAGACGUCACGACGCAGAUUCGCGCCUGCGCCAUGUGAUUGGUACGAAGCCCAGGCGGCUGAUCGGUAGUAUGGAAACCUCGUGCUGUGUGUGUAAGGCGGAGAGUGUAAAGUACCGCUGUCCCCGGUGCCGGGUUCGCUAUUGUUCCUUAACUUGUUGCAAGACACAUAAAGAGACAUGUGUUCCAAAAGAAGCCACAACAUCUACAGAAGCUUCAUUCUUGGCAAGAGGUGAACCACAUCAGACUAAAGCUGGUGAUUUAACGGAAGAUGAUGACUCUGAUAAAGUCUCCCUACAAAAGCUGAAAAUGUUGGACGAGUCAGAUGAGUUGAAGCAUUUAUUACUCAAUCCACAUCUCCAACGACUGAUAUCAGCACUUGACCAGGCUGAGAACAAAGAUCAGGAAUUGAAAAAAUAUAUGCAAGAACCAUUGUUUGUAGAAUUUGCAGACAAAUGCCUUUUCAUCGUAGACACAGAGGAGAAAGAAAAUAUUUUUAAGAUCUGACGGCAGUAUGUGUAUAAAAUAAAGGGAAUCUAGACUGUCCUGUAACUGUUAUACUGCUGUAUUGUACCAGGAAAAAAGGGCUGAAGACAACAUAUUGCCAUGUUUCGGUUCUGCUUUGUUUCCUGGGAUUUAACAGGGUUGAGUUAUUGCCAAUACUGUUCUUGUGUAAGAAAUGUUUUCCUAAACCCAUCAAUGCUCUUCUCUAACACCCUCUACUUGUAGGCGCUAGAUGCUGCUGAUGGCCUGUGAAGUUCUAAAAUUGGCAAGUGCUCCUAUUUCAAUGCAGACUGUCAAUUAUAUUCAUAGAUCUGUCAGUGUUAGACAGGAACAUGGUUACAGUUUUGACAAUUCAGGCACUCAAUUUUGGUAGCUUUUGCCUUGUUUAAACUUGUGGUUGGAGGGUGGUACAAAUGCCCAGUUGAGCCGCAGGCAGCAGACGGGGGUGUUUACCGCAGACCCAAUGCUUCCUUUUGCAAAGUUGACCCAACUUGUAGUGCUUGGUGCACACUAAACGCUACACAUUGAAAUCAGUGGGGAAGCAUUGCAACUGCAUGCAAUGGACAAGAAUGGGGCAUGUUUGGCACAAAUGAGAUAAGGUGGCAUUGCUGGUACAUCGAUCUCUCCGCUGAGCUAUUGUGUUCUGACAGGGGGGCAGCCCCGCCCAGCAGAACACACCGGUCAGUCAUCGGCUGAUCGAUUGACCUUUUUCGGUCAUGCCCCUUUGUCAGAAACCGGGCAGUCGGCAGACUUCUGUCAACCAAUCAAUAUUCAGCCCGUGUGUACGAGGCUUUAGGAACAAGUUGCAACUUCCCUUUAAACUUACAGCUGCAUUAGAUAUUCCUGAAAUCAUUUGAAGCCCAUGGAUUCUCUGCAGGCCAGAGAUCAUUUUGUCUUGUGGACUAUAGCUAUGUUUAUAUACAGUAUAUGUUUUUCUGGAUAUGGUGGUGCUAUCCACAGUCUAUAAAGUUGCAUUUAAACUGAAUAAAAUUGUGUUUUACUUGCA